AUGUCUUCUCCUGUGAUCGGAAUCACCUUUGGUAACACCUCUUCUUCCAUUGCCUACAUUAACCCAAAAAAUGAUGUAGAUGUUAUUGCGAACCCAGAUGGUGAGCGUGCCAUUCCAUCCGUUCUGUCCUACGUCGGUGAAGAUGAAUACCACGGUGGCCAGGCUCUGCAGCAAUUAAUCAGAAAUCCUAACAACACUAUCAUCAACUUCCGUGACUUUAUUGGUUUACCAUUCGAUAAAUGCGAUGUUAGCAAGUGUGCUAAUGGUGCCCCAGCCGUUGAGGUUGACGGUAAAGUUGGGUUUGUCAUCUCAAGAGGUGAAGGUAAGGAGGAGAAACUCACCGUUGAUGAAGUUGUUUCCAGACAUCUGAACAGAUUAAAGUUGGCUGCUGAAGAUUACAUUGGUUCUACCGUCAAGGAAGCCGUUUUAACCGUUCCAACAAACUUCACUGAAGAACAAAAAGGUGCCCUGAAGGCAUCUGCCGCCAAGAUUGGCUUAAAAGUUGUUCAAUCUAUUAACGAACCAUCUGCCGCUUUAUUGGCCCAUGCUGAACAAUUCCCAUUCCAUAAGGAUGUUAACGUUGUCGUUGCUGACUUCGGUGGUAUUAGAUCCGAUGCCGCUGUUAUUGCCGUUCGUAAUGGCAUUUACACUAUUUUAGCCACUUUCCAUGACCUCAACUUAGGUGGUGACAAUCUGGAUACUGAAUUGGUUGAAUAUUUUGCCAGUGAAUUCCAAAAGAAGUACCAAGCCAAUCCAAGAAAGAAUGCUAGAUCUUUGGCCAAAUUAAAGGCUAACUCUUCUAUCACUAAGAAGACUUUAUCCAACGCCACUUCGGCCACUAUUUCCAUCGAUUCUUUGGCUGACGGUUUUGAUUAUCAUGCUUCCAUCAACAGAAUGAGAUACGAAUUAGUGGCUAACAAAGUCUUCGCUCAGUUUUCCUCCUUCAUCGAUUCAGUCAUCGCCAAGGCUGAAUUAGAUCCGUUGGACAUCGAUGCUGUCCUUUUGACUGGUGGUGUUUCAUUUACUCCAAAAUUGGCCAACAAUUUGGAAUGCACAUUACCAGAAUCCGUCAAAAUUCUUGGUCCACAAAACAAGAAUGCUUCUAACAAUCCAAACGAGUUGGCUGCAUCUGGUGCGGCUUUGCAAGCUAGAUUAAUCAGCGAUUACGAUGCUGGCGAGCUAGCUGAAGCUUUACAACCAGUCAUCAUCAAUACCCCACAUCUAAAUAAGGCCAUUGGUUUGGUUGGUGCCAAGGGCGAAUUCCAUCCAGUAUUACUGGCCGAAACUUCGUUUCCAGUACAAAAGAAAGUAACUUUGAAACAAGCUAAGGGUGACUUCUUGAUUGGUGUUUACGAGGGUGACCACCACGUUGAAGAAAAGACUUUGGAACCAGCUCCAAAGGAAGAAAAUGAUGAAGAAGGCGAUGAAAGUGAAUGGUCCGACGAUGAACCUGAAGUCGUCAGAGAAAAGCUAUACACUUUGGGUACCAAGUUGAUGGAAUUAGGUAUUAAGAACGUUAAUGGGAUUGAAAUUACUUUUAAUAUCAACAAAGACGGUGCUCUAAGGGUUACCGCUAGAGAUUUGAAAUCCAGCAAUGCUGUUAAGGGUGAAUUAUAG
Saccharomyces kudriavzevii IFO 1802 is the source of this 1617-nucleotide messenger RNA. RefSeq names its product ribosome-associated complex protein SSZ1 (gene SSZ1). The transcript has a single exon. Gene Ontology annotation, biological process: protein folding. The coding region runs from base 1 to 1617 and encodes 538 amino acids. Gene Ontology annotation, cellular component: nucleus; cytosol. The record is from RefSeq and is a predicted model, not a curated record. NCBI's taxonomy places the organism in Eukaryota, Fungi, Ascomycota, Saccharomycetes, Saccharomycetales, Saccharomycetaceae. Gene Ontology annotation, molecular function: ATP binding; ATP-dependent protein folding chaperone.